Anopheles cruzii is the source of this 183-nucleotide messenger RNA. RefSeq lists its product as uncharacterized. The transcript has a single exon. Bases 1 to 183 code for a protein of 60 amino acids. Gene Ontology annotation, molecular function: chitin binding. The record is from RefSeq and is a predicted model, not a curated record. NCBI's taxonomy places the organism in Eukaryota, Metazoa, Arthropoda, Insecta, Diptera, Culicidae.
AUGAAAUUUCUGUGGUUCGUCACGUUCUUGCUAGCCCUCGUUGGCAUGAUUGCCGGAGAUGCAGCCUGUCCGAAGGGAUUCAAAUCGGAGCACAACAAGUGCGUCACGCAACGCCCGGUCCACGGAGACUGCCCGAAGGGAUCGACCUACAAUGCUAAGCUCAAUUUGUGUGUGCACAACUAG